UACAUUUUGUUUAUACUUACAUACAUAUACAGUUAUAUAUAUAUAUAUGAUAUACACAGAGAUAUACGUAUAUUUUAUGUUUCAAAUUUCAAUCAGCUAUUUGUCUGUCUCUAUAUUUCUCUCACUCUAGAUCUUAGAUCGGAACCAAAGCGUGUCGGAUUGUGCUGUCCCAUGGAGGCUUCCUCACCAUCCACGAAUGCGUGCAAUGAGUCAAAUGGGAAUAGUUUGAAAAUAGUAAGACGAGUAGUAGUAGCAAACGAGAUUGAAACCACAACCACCGCUCGGAGGUGGUCUUCUUCCUCCAUCCCUUCAUCCAUUUUCUUAUUAUUCUUUUUCCUUCUCUUCGCUUCUCAAUUCACCUUCCUCGUCGCUUCGCGGUCCGUACCCACCAUUAGUCCUAUCUCUCCACCACCGUCAUCGUCAGUAUUAAAGACCACACAGCCAAAACACACUACCCACUUGGCAAUUGAACUUAAAAUCCUCAUACCAAUCCUCGUCUCUGCUCUGUUUCUCGCUCUUCUGUUCGUCAUGGGCUUUCUCAAGUUUCUCAGAUUCAGGAUUAGACGCAAACGCAGCAUAGUUGUUGUCGCCGGCGAUGGAGAUCAAGACCGCCGUGAAAAGUCGUCUAUUGUUGAAAGUUCGUUGAGGAGGUUCAGUUGGGACGAAGUUCAGAGGCUGACUAUGAAUUUCUCAUCGGUGAUUGGAUCGGGUGGAUUUAGCACGGUUUAUCUUGCUCAAUUCUCGGAUUCCACUUUGGGUGCUGUCAAAAUCCACAGUAGCAGCGAGCGUCUCAACCGAGCUUACAAGCAGGAACUGGAUAUCCUCCUCCGCCUCCGCCAUGACAACAUCGUCAAGCUUCUGGGUCACUGUGAUGAUCGAGAAGAAGGUGUUCUUGUGUUCGAGUAUGUUUCCAACGGAAGCUUGCAAGAGAAACUCCAUGGCGGAAAUGGGUCGGUGCUUUCGUGGAAGACUCGGAUGGCGAUAGCGUUCCAGCUCGCGCAAGCGAUUGAAUACCUCCAUGAACAGUGCGACCUUCAGAUCGUCCAUGGCGAUAUUAAAGCUUCCAACAUACUGCUCGACGAAAUGCUGAAUUGCAAGCUCUGCGAUUUUGGGUCUGCGAAGAUGGGGUUCUCUUCCACUGUUUUGCCACCGUCGUCGUCGUCGGCGAAGACAAAGCAACUGAUGAUGGGUUCACUCGGAUACGUCGAUCCUCUCUAUAUGAGGACCGGAAUCGCAUCGAAGAAGAACGAUGUGUAUAGUUUUGGGGUCAUUGUUUUAGAGCUCAUUACGGGGAUGGAGGCCUUUUGCUCGGAAAAGGGGAAGAUGCUGACGUCGAUCGCCGGACCGAUGUUGGUGGGCCAUGGGUCGGGGGCGGCGGCGGUGGCGGAGAUGGCGGAUCCUCGUCUUGGUGGAGGAUUUGACUUGGAGGAAUUGAAGGUAAUGGCUUCGAUUUCAGGGCUUUGCCUUGGAGUUUCGCCGGGAAUCAGGCCAUCUGCGUCUGACAUAUUGCGAACUAUGAGAGAGAAAAUCACUUCCAUUUCAUUCUUGUUCUCAGAGGGUAAAAAGGUUUGAGGAAUGUCAAUUGAAUUUAACCUGUACAAAGAAAGAUUAAAGAAGAUAUAUCAUUCAUUGAUAGUGAGAGUGAGAUUGUGUAAAUUUGUAAAGGAAAUCAAAGGAUUAUGGGACACUCAUGAGUUGUUUAGUGGACAAUUUCAUCUUAAGCAUGGCUUUUCUUUC
Messenger RNA from Cornus florida, 1737 nucleotides. Its product is annotated as probable receptor-like protein kinase At4g10390. NCBI's taxonomy places the organism in Eukaryota, Viridiplantae, Streptophyta, Magnoliopsida, Cornales, Cornaceae. The coding region runs from base 172 to 1572 and encodes 466 amino acids. Gene Ontology annotation, cellular component: plasma membrane. Gene Ontology annotation, biological process: protein phosphorylation. The record is from RefSeq and is a predicted model, not a curated record. Gene Ontology annotation, molecular function: protein kinase activity; ATP binding. The transcript is spliced from 2 exons.